CAUCAAAGAACUCACACGGGUGAGAAGGCAUUUUCCUGCCCUGAGUGCGGGAAAUGUUUUUCGCAGAAAGCCCAUCUUGUUACACAUCAAAAGUCUCACACGGGUGAAAAGCCGCAUUCUUGUCCUGAGUGCGGAAAAUGUUUUACAGAAAAAUCAGACCUUGUAAAACAUCAAAGGACUCACACGGGUGAGAAGGCACAUUUUUGUUCUGAGUGUGGGAAAUAUUUUUCACGGAAAUCAUAUCUUGUUACACAUCAAAGAUCUCACACGGGGGAGAAGCCGUACUCUUGCUUUGAGUGCGGGAAAUGUUUUUCUCUGAAGACCCAUCUUAACAAACAUCUGAGGUCUCACACAGGUGAGAAACCGCAUUCCUGUCCUGAGUGUGGAAAAUGUUUUAGAGAAAAAAAAGGCCUUGUAAAACAUCAAAGAACUCACACGGGUGAGAAGGCGUAUGCCUGCCCUGAGUGCGGGAAAUGUUUUGCACAAAGGCACCAUCUUAAUACACAUCAGAGGACUCACACAGGUGAGAAGCCGUAUUCCUGCCCUGAGUGUGGAAAAUGUUUUACACAAAAAUCAGGCCUUCUACAACAUCAAACAACUCAUACAGAGAGACCAUGGAGUCUCUCUGACUCUGAGCAAACUCAUACUGGGGGGGAUGGGGCCGAGAUUCAGGGGGAGAAGAAACAUGCCUGCCCCGAGUGCGGGAAGAGUUUCCCACGAAGAUACGACUUUGUUUUACAUCAAAGAACUCACACAGGGGAGAAGCCGUAUUUUUGUUCUGAGUGCGGCAAAUGUUUUGCAAUAAAAUCUAACCUUGCAAAACAUCAAAGAACUCACACGGGGGAGAAGGCAUUUUCCUGCCCAGAGUGCGGGAAAUGUUUCUCACAGAAGGUCCAUCUUAUUUCACAUCAGAGAACUCACACGGGUGAAAAGCCAUAUUCCUGUCCUGAGUGUGGAAAAUGUUUUACAGAAAAAUCAGUCCUUGCAAAACAUCAAAGAACUCACACGGGGGAGAAGCCAUUUUCCUGCCCUGAGUGCGGGAAAUGUUUUUCACAGAAGGUCCAUCUUAUUUCACAUCGGACAUGUCACACGGGUGAAAAGCCAUAUUCCUGUUCUGAGUGUAUCAAAUGUUUUACAAAAAAAUCAGACCUUGUAAAACAUCAAAGAACUCACACGGACCUUGUUAAACAUCAAAGAUCUCACACAGGGGAGAAGCCGUAUUCCUGCCCCGAGUGCGGGAAAUGUUUUUCACGGAAUUCCCAUCUUAAUGUACAUCGGAGAAGUCACACGGGUGAAAAGCCGUAUUCCUGCCCUGAGUGCGUGAAAUGUUUUUCACAGAAAUCGGACCUUGUUAAACAUCAAAGAUCUCACACGGGGGAGAAGCCAUAUUCCUGCCCAAAGUGCGGGAAAUGUUUUUUACAGAAUUCAGACCUUGUUAAUCAUCAGAGAACUCACACGGGGGAGAAGCCGUAUCCCUGUCCUGAUUGCGGGAAAUGUUUUGCGAUAAAAUCGAACGUGGCAAAACAUCAAAGAACUCACACGGGGGAGAAGCCAUUUUCCUGCCCGGAGUGCGGGAAAUGUUUUUCACAGAAAGUCCAUCUUAUUUCUCAUCAGAGGUCUCACACUGGUGAAAAGCCGUAUUCCUGUCCUGAGUGCGGGAAAUGUUUUACAGAAAAAUCAGACCUUGUAAAACACCAUAGAAUUCACACGGGUGAGAAGGCGUAUUCCUGCCCCGAGUGCGGGAAAUGUUUUUCACAGAAAUCAUACCUUGUUAAACAUCAAAGAUUUCACACAGGGGAGAAGCCGUAUUCCUGCCCUGAGUGCGGGAAAUGUUUUUUACAAAAACAAGAACUUGUUAAACAUCACAGAUCUCAUACAGGAGAAAAGCCGUAUUCUUGCCCUGAGUGCGACACCAUCUUAAUACACAUGAGCGGACUCACACGGACGGGUGAGAAGCCGUAUUCCUGCCCUGAGUGCGGGAAAUGUUUUGCACACAAGCCCCAUCUUAACACACAUCGGAGGUCUCAUACGGGUGAGAAACCUUAUUCCUGUUCUGAGUGUGGAAAAUGUUUUGCGGAAAAAUCAGGCCUUGUAAAACAUCAAAGAACUCACACGGGUGAGAAACCGUAUUCCUGUCCUGAGUGCGGGAAAUGUUUUACACAGAAUUCACAGCUUGUUAGACAUCAAAGAUCUCACACGGGGGAAAAGCCGUAUUCCUGUCCUGUGUGCAGGAACUGUUAUUCAAAAAAGUCACUUCUUAUCAAACAUCAGAGGACUCACACAGGUGAGAAACCGUAUUCCUGUUCUGUGUGUGGAAAAUGUUUUACACAAAAAUCAGACCUUGUGAAACAUCAAACAAUUCACACGGGGGAGAAGCCAUAUUCCUGCCCUGAGUGUGGAAAAUGUUUUUCCCAGAGUUCCCACCUUUACACACAUCAGAGAUCACACACGGGUGAGAAACUUCAUUCCUGUUCAGAGUGCGGGAAAUGUUUUCCCCAUAAAUCACAACUAGUCAGACAUCAUAGAUCUCACACAGGGGAGAAGCCAGGUUUUAUCUUAAUAUACAUCAGAGGUUUCACACAGGAGAUUUAUUCCUGUCCUGAGUGCGGGAAAGGUUUUUUAUAUAAAUCAGAACUAAUUAGACAUCACAGAUCUCACACGGGAGAGAAGCCGUAUUCUUGCUCUAUGUGUGGAAAAUGUUUUACAAUAAAAUCAAACCUUACAAAACAUCAAAGAACUCACACGGGUGAGAUGGCAUAUUUCUGCCCUGAGUGCGGGAAAUGUUUUUCCCAUAAAUCAGAACUAGUCAGACAUCACAGAUCUCACACAGGUGAGAAGCCAUAUUCCUGUCCUGAGUGCGGGAAAUGUUUUACAAUAAAAUCAAACCUUACAAAACAUCAAAGAACUCACACGGGUGAGAUGGCAUAUUUCUGCCCUGAGUGCGGGAAAUGUUUUCCCCAUAAAUCAGAACUAGUCAGACAUCACAGAUCUCAUACAGGGGACAAGCCGUAUUCCUGUCUUGAGUGUGGAAAAUGUUUUACAAUAAAAUCAAACCUUACAAAACAUCAAAGAACUCACACAGGUGAGAAGGCGUAUUUCUGCCCUGAGUGUGGGAAAUGUUUUCCUCAUAAAUCAGAAUUUGUCAGACAUCACAGAUCUCACACGGGGGAGAAACCAUAUUGCUGCUCUGAGUGCGGGAAAUGUUUUUCACUCAAGGCCAAUCUUAAAACACAUCAAAGGUCUCGUGUGUGCAAAAAGGCGCGUUCCCGUUCUUAG
Messenger RNA from Staurois parvus, 3276 nucleotides. The record is from the annotation of a GenBank genome assembly. NCBI's taxonomy places the organism in Eukaryota, Metazoa, Chordata, Amphibia, Anura, Ranidae.